Messenger RNA from Dendrobium catenatum, 4087 nucleotides. Its product is annotated as tRNA (guanine(26)-N(2))-dimethyltransferase-like. The record is from RefSeq and is a predicted model, not a curated record. Gene Ontology annotation, molecular function: RNA binding. The coding region runs from base 2895 to 3641 and encodes 248 amino acids. The transcript has 6 exons. Gene Ontology annotation, biological process: tRNA N2-guanine methylation. Gene Ontology annotation, cellular component: nucleus. NCBI's taxonomy places the organism in Eukaryota, Viridiplantae, Streptophyta, Magnoliopsida, Asparagales, Orchidaceae.
UUCAAAUUGAGGGGGUUAGAGGUAGCCUUCAUCUAGAGGUAUUUUUGUUUAUGGUUAUCUUAUUAGUUAUUUUGUUGUGAUAUUAUUGUUUGAUACUAAAUCGUGUAUAGAAUAGUAAUUUAAUUUUAAUUUAGAAGUAUUUAUUUAACUUAAUUUAAAUUAGUAUCAGUCACUAUUUUUUUGUAGUAAUAAAUUCAUUCAGGCACAAUCACUGUGUUGCCAACAUUAUUGAAAUUUCUAUGACGGUCUAAAAUGUAGUCAUGAUAACAAUCUAUGUUUAAAUGUUUAGAGUAAAUAUCAAAGGCUAUUUCCUAAUGUAAAUUUUCUUGAUACGUUUCUAUUAUUUUAUAUACCAUAUUUUUUAAAUGCUUGUAUUUGACUGUGAAGUCAUAGAUGUAAUUAAUCCUAGUUAAAAUGGGGGCAAACUUCAUUCCAAUUAGGUUAUAGUUUCCACAAAUUUGAAAAGGCUUAAACAUAGAGCUAUGCAAGCUAUAAGUUACGAUAAUUCUAUCCAAACAGUAGACCUUAUCAGUCAUUGUUAUUAGUGGUGGUUUUAUGAUGGCCCAUAUUUUAGAUGAUGAGGUGCAUCAAAUUGUUUUAUCGGUGGCUUGACAACAACUGCUAUUUAUUAUGUGGAAGCAAAAUUGUCAUUUUAGUUUAACAAUUCAACCCAUAUUGCAAUAAGACACAAUGAAAUUAUCUGUGCCACAAAUACGCAAGUAGAGACGUGAGAUUAUAAAUAAUUAUUACUCGAUAACGCAUACAUUUUUGAUCAACAAUAUAUAUCAUUAGUUCGUCUCAAUGAGACAGUCGUCUAGACCUGGAACAUUUGUCACACAUGUUUUAAUGAUGAUACAAUUCAAUGGACGAUAACUUGGGCACUUAUUCAAGUUGCGUAGAAGAAGGGAAGCCUAUGAUGAUGCAGAUAAUAAUGUUGCAGAUGACGACCUCAACUAAUUUGUUAGAACACUUCAAAUAACAUUGAAACAGCUGAUGCAGUGUUGGAAAAUAAUAUUGUCAUGCACAUGAGCAAAUCAACACAAGAAUGGGAAGCAGAAUGUAUGCACGAUCCUCUAACAUAAAAUAAUGAUAGAAUCAAUGAUGGAGUUAUUCUCCCCAAUCUUGCAGCUGACAUGAUAUUUACCAACAAAAUGAUCUUCAAAUUGCAACAAUUAGUUAGUCCACCACCAAAAAUGUGAGAAACCGAAAGAAUGCAUUAAACGAGAGGAGAUUAAUUGUUGAUUGCGUGCUGCAUGAUGACCCGUGUAAACUAUAUUCUUGGCAUUUGCAUGCUUCUAGGAGUCAACGAUUUUAUAAUGUUUGUAGAAUAUCUAGUAUUGAUAUUUAUUAUAGUCAAACUCAUCCAAUUUUAAAUGCUGAUUUAUUUAAUUAUACUUCAAUAUUUAUUUAUCACUAUAUUACAAUCGCAAUUUUCCAAUAUAUAGAUAUAAAGUUGAAGAAGAUUAUAGGACAGAUGGAGUUUAAAUUUAACAUUAGAAUAUUGUACAUUAAAGCAUGUUUAUUUUUGAUAGAUUGGAGGAGUCAUAUCGUUCUAUCUAUAGAUUUAUGGAAGCUCUGCAUAGCACUCUUUUUGGUAUUAUAUAUACAAUUGAUACAAUUGACCAUCACUGUUUCCAUUUUAAGUUUUGGGCCUUUGUGCCAUUUAAAUCUAGUUGGACAUUCGGUCUGUGGUUAGUAUAGAUGAUACUUUUUUGCCUGAAAAAUAUGGGGGAAUAUUACUGUCCGCAAUUUAUAUGAACGCAAAUAAUGAUUUAUUCCCCUUUAUCAUUUAUCAUUAUUGAGAGCAAAAGUAAUGAUUCAUGGAUAUGUUUUUUGAGAACAUUGAAUGACUUAGUAAUGCCUAUACGGUCUCAUAGAGACAUAUAUAAUUUCUGAUAGAUAUUUUGGACUUAGUCCUGGUUGCUGUGAAUUAUUUUUAUAGGAUGUAUAUCGCCAUUAUUUACACCAUUUGCAUGAAAAUUUAAGAAAUCAUUAUUUAUAAUGGUUGCACUAAAUGUUUUAAUGGAUUGUGUUAUAAGAUGCACUGUGCAGAGAACAGUGACGAUGUUUCUAUCUUUAAUUCUGAAUUAAAAGAAAUAAAAAUUAUGAAUGCAGAGGCAUAUGAUUGGUUGAUUCAGAGAGAUCUAUUUAAAUGGGACUUGGUCUUAAGUAAUUGUGGUGGAUUUAAAUGGGACAGCAUGCCUUAGAGAAUUUAAACAAUGUAUUGAAGUAUGCAUGUGGUUUGCCUAUUCAAGCACUAGUUCAAGCUAUUUAUUACAUUGCAGUCUCUUUGAUUGUUAGGCGCUCUAAUGAUGCAUCGAAUUUACUUCAAGCAAAUGACUCUUCGUUUUCACCAAGAAUAAAUGUGUAAUACAGAUAUAUGAGACUGUUGUAUGCUUUUCCUUGGAACCAGCUCAAGCAUUCACCAGCUCAAGCAUAUCAUAUCGUGUACAGUUCAGCAAUUUUGGAGAAUGUAGUUGCAUGUGUAGUCUAUCAAAAACCUAUAAUUUGCCCUGCUCACGAGUUAUCUCCGUUCUUAGAAAAGGACGUAAUCAUUACAAUUUUGUUUUACAAUACCACACAAUUGAUAUCUUCCGAAAGACCUGCACAUUUAUAUUUCAUGUUUAAUGCUUCGAAUGAGUUACAUGGUUUGGGUUUUGUCUAAGCUGAUGGUCUUGUUGAAAUGUUACCUCUCAUUUAUGUAAGAAGUGGUAGACAAAGUAUGAGAAGAUUUAUAAAUACCAUGGAUGAACACAGACUAAGUAGUAGGAUGUGCUCACACUGCCAAACAUCUGAGCAUAACAAAUCGACAUGCCCAAGAUUUAAAAAGAAUUCAAUGGAUGGAUGAAGCGGGGCCCUCGAGAACUUGAUGCAGCUGAAGACAACAAGAUAAGAUGUCGAGCGAGCCUAUGGAGCUUGCACCUCCAGAGUUUCACCCUAGCAUAGCAUGCCUAUGUUGUUCACACAGGGUUGCACAUUUAGAUAUGAUAUUUUCUUUAUCUUCAUAUGGAGCAUAUGUUCGCCCCAUGCCUUAUUCAAAUGAAGUUGGUUUACGGAUGCUUAUAGGCGGGGCAUCACGUGAAGCAGCUGCUUCAGGUUUUCUUGUUUCACCGCUUUUCUCUUACUACUCUUAUCAUGGUCCUGUAUUCAGAGUAAUGCUACAAGUUUUCCGUGGAAAUCUCAAUGACAGCAGUAACUAUGGCUUUAUAAGCUACUGCAAUCAAUGUGGAAAUUCUCAGACUCACCGGUGGGCUGAACUUGGGCAGAUUAGUUGCCCAUGCAGAAAUGGAAUGGUUUCCCAUUCUGUGGUUGUAUCAGGCCCUUUAUGGACUGGGCCUCUUCAUAACACUGCAUAUGUUUCCAAAAUGUUGGAAUUAGCUAGGGAGUGGGGUUGGGCAUGCAACUCGAAAAAAUGCUCUGAUGUGGAAAACAUCUUGAAUCAAAUGAUUGAUGAAAGUGACCCUCAAUUGCCUUCUGGAUACAUUAAACUGGAUGAGAUAGCUAGUAGGGCAAAAAUCAAUUCUCCUCCACUUAGUGCAAUUCUAAGUGCGUUGCGGAAGGUAUAUACAUUUUUUUCACAAGCAUUAUUAUGCGGUUCUAAAUCUUUUUAUGAGUUGUUUUUUUAUAGAAAACUAUUUUAACUUCCAUUGGAUCUGUCAUCUACAAAUAUAAGAAUUACAAGUUAGGAACCAGUAUAGUUAAGUGAAAUCUCUAAUAAUCCCAAGGUCACUGAUAAAUUUUUUUAUCUAAAAUUUAAAAGCAUAAUUUCUAGACUUAUUUCUAAUUUUAAGUUAAGAACCGGUCUUAACUAAUUCAACAUGGGUUACAUGUAAAAAAACUCUCAUGCAUCUCUUAGAUUCCCACCUCCAAUUUCAAAAGAAGUUCGAUAUGGAAGGUUUUGUAGUUGAUUGCAAGUGCGUGGGUACAAGGACCAGGAGUUUGAUAUGUAAAUCAUCACAGUUUACAAAAGGAGGUUGUCUUUUGUUUCUUAUAGACUGUAGACUUGUUUACGAAGUCAUAUAUUCUUGCCUAUUUUUUGCAUUUUGGUAGGCAAAAUCUCGUUGCUUCUUGCAGGUGCAUCGUGAGU